Molecule: messenger RNA, 6804 nt
Organism: Porites evermanni
Lineage: Eukaryota; Metazoa; Cnidaria; Anthozoa; Scleractinia; Poritidae
Source: the annotation of a GenBank genome assembly
AUGCUGAACGUACUGCAUCACCUGCAAAUACUGCGUUUUGCGGUUCCUGCAACCGUAGUCAUAGGAGUUGCUCCGCAAUAUUUUUUCACGUGGCUUGCGUGGCGGCUCCUUUCUGUGCCUUUUCCUCGCCGUUUGUACGAGCGAGGAGAUGAAUUUUUUUAUGACAUGUAUCAGUCCCUCGUUUGCUUCUUCUAUGAGACGUGCACUGGAGCGGAGGUAAUACAUCUCGUCAUGAUUACUGUCCAUCACAUGCAUUUAAAGCCAUAUUUGAACAGUAGCAAUAGGCGUUGUGUGGAUUGACCACUUUGAAUUUAAGUGUACGAUCCAAUGUUUUCUGUUCUUUCUUUUUAAGGUCAUCUUUUAUGGUGAUCAAAUUCCGUGGGACAAACAGGAAAAUGUGAUUGUACUAUGCAACCAUCAAAGCUCAGGUAGUAUUUCUAUUUCCCAAAUUUUUGUACCCUCCCCCCCACUUCCUGACCCCACCUUCCCGACACCCAACCAUACCCCCUUCCUUAAGGAGAGGUAUCCUUGGUCAUAAGGGGGAAACAAGUCCGCAGUGUUGGCAUAAUAAUCCGGUAGUCAUGGGGUUUCGCAUGCAAAAUUGUUCGAGUUAAUAUUUUGUCUGGUGUUCCUAUCAUGAAGCUUUGAUUUCUUUCAGGAAAGAGCAGCAAUAAAACUCAAGUGCUUUUUGUAAAGAAUAUUAUAUUCCAUUAAUAGUACAGACUGUCCAACCAUUCUGAUCUUGUUGGAAUUCGCCUGAUAUUGCUGAAAAUCCCCAAAUCCCAACCAAUUUGUGAUCAGAGGAGUAAAAAUCCUAAUUUUGACUUCUGUUUUGGUAUUUUCAAGAUUCUUAUGAUACUUGUACAAAAUCACCUAAUAAUAGACAGAAACAAUAGGGCCAUUUAUAUGAGGAAAAAUAAGACGCGUAUAAACAGCACAUUUCGUCUAAAAUAAGACGCGUCUUAGCUAAGUCGCGUCUUAUUUUAGACGAAAUGUGCUGUUUAGACGGAAAGUUCGCGUCUUAUGUAAGAUGCUUCUUAUUUUUCCUCGUAUAAAUGGCCCUAAUAUUGUCCUCUCAGAACUCUAGAAAUGGCAUUUCAGACCAUCAAGAUUUGAAAAUUUUUCAGGCGUCAUUCCCCUAGUGGCUUUUGCCUUUGGUGUUGGCAUCAUUCAUCAGUGAUUAAAAAAUAUACCGAUUUCACAUACUCAAAAGGUUGAAAAUACUAUGAACCUUCUAAAAGCAGCUAUUUCAGACUGUCCAAUCUUGGACCUUUUGUCUUUUGUCUUUCUUUCAUCGUGUAAUCAGUAGCUAAAAGAGUAUAGUUUCUACAUCAAACAAUCAGUGCUCAUUCACCAGAUUUUGGACAAAUCUAUGCCAUCAGUAUUGGAUUCCAGAAGUCUCAGAUCAAUAUUUAGGUUUCUGGGAAACUGCCCACCAACCCCUCCCCUAACUCAACAUUAACAUUUGCUUUUUACUUUGAGCAAAAUGUUGGGUUAGGGCAGGGGUAGGUGGGCAGUUUCCCAGAAACCUAAAUCGAUCCGAAGUCUCUCCCAUGAAUUGUCCCUAGCAAUAAGAGGUAAGGAGAGACAGCUGUAUUGACAAGCUAUCAAUGAAGUGGUCAAUCAUUGAUUUCAGCCACUUCAACAAAUGAACAUUGAGGCCUUACACUAAAGGCUUAUAGGGAUGAUUGCUUAGAAUGCAACUUCAUAAUACUGUUUUGCUCCCUUCUGUUUCUACAGUUGAUUGGAUGGUCUCGGAUUUCAUUGGUAUUAGGCAGGGCUCACUGGGAAGAAUAAGAUACAUUCUGAAGAGUGGACUGAAGUAUUUGCCAUUGUAUGGAUUUUACUUUGCACAGGUGAGUAAGUAAAGCCUUCUAAACCAAAUAGUAAAUCAAUUAAUUUGUAGAUAUUAUUUAAUCAUUAAAAUUUUGAUAUCAGUUGAAAAAAAGGCAAAACUUAACAACUUGAAACUACUCAAUCAUGUUCAAGAUCAAAUCAGUCCUAGUAAGCCAAAAAGGUAAAUCACAUGGUGGCCCAUUUUUCGUGAUGCCUGUGUAAAACAGUUAGAGGCUCCUAUGCCUAAGGGGUGUUCCCACAAUUCAAAUGUCACAACAAUAUUAAUUUCACUGAAUUUUGUUUAAUUUUGGUAAUAAUGAUACCCUAGGUAGAUGAAGUUAGUGGUUUACCAGUAGGUAAGAGGCUGUUGUUAUGAUCAAUGAUGACUAGAAACUCUUGAAAUAAUUAAAAGUUACGUGUUGUUGGUGUAACCAGACGUUGUAGUGUGUCUGAUACAUUUUGCGGUCUGAGUAAGGAAAGGUGAAUCAGGGUUGGCCAGGAGGUAGUAAUAUACCAUUGUACAGGGCGUGUGCUUUCUAGAAGCUCAGGGUUAGUUGAGCUAUCCCUCAGGCCAGCAUAUUUUAAUACAAGUUGUCCGACAGGCAAGCCGCUUUGGCUGAGAUAAAGCAAAGGAUAAAGCAAAAGGGCAUUGGUAGGUCUUCAGGGCUGCUAUAAUAGGCUAGUCAACGUUAGCAGCAGCUAGCCCGAAAGGGUGAACAUUUUAUUUAGUAAAAAAUCAUCUCACCCCGAUUAUACCCCAUGUGCUUUAGCUAAUAUACUUAAAAUUCCUCCAAAUUUUCCCUAUAUACAUCUAAAAUGACAGGAAAUGUAGUAUACUGUGGUAUACCCCAAAUCAAUAUUUUGUUUCCAACCAGGCAAAAGAUACUUACCAACCCUGACUGACAUGUAAAAUAACCACAUCACAUCUCCUCCUUUAACCUGAAUUUAAGUUUGACCUUUAAUAUAUACAAAAGAAACACCUUGCCUUUAGGGCAGGCUGGGGUUCUUGUUUUCAAUUUUCCAAUGAAGAAUUGUUUUUUUUAAUGACAGCAUUCAUGUAUAUAUGUUAAGAGAAGUGGUGCAGACGACCAAGUGCAUAUCAUAAGGUAUGUACUUGACAUACUAUGAAACUGUAACUCCUUUCAUAACAUUAUACUGUCAUUUUAAUAGGGGAGCCCUCCCCCAAGGGGAAUGACCUGCCACAUAAAAGCAGCCUGUGAGAGCCCCUGCUUAGGGUGCUCCUGCACCAUGAGGUUUAAGAAGCCAAAUAGUGAAAUAAAUUUAUUUAUUUAUAUAUUUUGUCAAAGGAAACUGAAGGAAAUGAAAGCAAGAAAGCUGCCUGUGAGUAUUUUAAUUAGACCUUGCUGGAAUGAGUUACUUUAAUAUAUCAGGCAAUGAUAUAUCCUCCGUCAGAGAUACUACACAACCACAUAAAUGAAGUGAGAGUGAUAAUAAAAAGUAUUAUUAACAUGUGCCCAUGAACUUAAAAAAAAAAGAUCUGCUGUAAUAAUCUUUUAAGUAAUGAUUCAAAAAUGCCACCAUUUUAAAAUGCCCGGUGUUCAGGGCUGACUUUUCUUUCCAAUCAGAACGACCCAGUGGCAAAAGUGUUAACACAGGAGACCAGGUCAUUCAUAGCUAUUUCAAGAAAGGGUGUUGGAAAAAAAUGUGCAUGUGAUGAUGCCGAAAGGUAGUAUGGGAUAUAAGCAAUACACUGUUUCUGACACUGUAGCUGUCAAACUUACUUUUAUUGCUUUUCUUUAGCACUCACAAACAUAUGUCCAUGGCCGCUCAAGCCAAUCUUUCAAAGUUCUUUGAAAAACAGUGAACUCCAAACCACCCACAAUACCUUUCAGGAUUGUCGCAUGCACUGUUUCGGACCACAUUUCUCAAAAUAGCGGUAUACACUGAUACAUAUUUCAUACAUAUAUUAUGUUUUAUUCAUCUUUUUGUGUUUAUACAUUUAUACUUUAUUUUUAUAUUAUAGGCAUGUGAUUUUGUCAUCAAUAUGUUGUUUUGGUUGUAGAUGUGGUUGGUGAUUUUUCCUGAGGGCACAAGAUACAAUGUAUUGAAUACACAAUUGAUUGAAAAAAGUCAAAAGUUUGCUGCAGAGAGAGGUACAAUAGAACCAUUUUAUACAGGCUUGAAGUAACUGAUAACUAUAAACUAAUGAAUUUAUUCAACCCAACAUAUUACCUCUAAUAUUCAUUUCAACAGGUCUGCAAGUGUUAUCACAUGUCCUGACACCAAGAACAAAAGCUACUGAAGUUAGUAUUCAGAAAAGUCAGAUAUAGUGCUGUUUAAAAGUAGUAUAUACUGCAACAGAAGAAGUCAUUUCAUGAUUAGUUUUGAUGCAACCUUGCAACCACGGUCAGAUAAUCUUUUGAGAAGGAUUUUUAUAAGGCUCUGAGCAAAAAGAGGUUGAUCUAUAGAAAAACUAUUGAUGUCCCUUAAUUUUAUAAAAGCAAUAGACCACACUUUCUAUGGGUUUACCAGCGUGAUAACCCACUUGGGAUGUUUGGAGAACACGAGAAAAGCUUGUAAAUCAUGAGCCUUUCAGCUCAUGAUUUACCAAGCUUUCAUUUGAAUGGUCAUAUCACAGGAUUUUGUCCACAGACUCAAAAGUUAGUUCCCUUACAAAACUUCCAUCAAUCAUCCAUUCUGGCAGUGAAAGUGCUAAUCAGCAGUUUAAUUCCGCCUGCGGAAUUAUGUUAUUUAGAGUAACAUAAACCUGUUUGUUCUUUUUAUUUUCAGGCAAGCUUUGAGGUAUUAUCUUCAGAUUACCUGGAUGCAGUAUAUGAUCUUACCAUUGCCUAUAGUAAUGCAUAUGAGAGUCCAGUGCCUCGAAGGCCAGCACCAAGUAUGACAGGUAUAAUUUACCAAGUCCAGCAAGUUUUCAAAUUUCACCAGGAGUCACCUAAGACCUUGUUCCACACUCCUCGUCUUUAUUAUAUAACUCAAGGGAAGUGGGAAAACGGCCAGCACUUUCAGGACACCACCACUGGUUUCCACCCAAAAUGAGGAACAAGAGCAUGAAUUGGACACUGUUGACGUGUCACUAUCCAGACCUGAGCAAUGCUUCUGAUUAGUUGAAAAUUUGCCUCGUCCAAUCAGAAGCACUACCCAGGUCUGGAUAGUGACCCAUCAUCAGUAUGAUUGAGAAGUAAGUGUUAAUGUUGGCUUAGGGGAGGGGUAGGUGAGCAGUUUCCCAGAAACGUUUAAUGAUGCCAUGUGGAUUUUACAGGUUCCAAGCCUUGGGCUUUCUUCAUUUUUCUUAGAGCAUCGCCUUUAUAAGUACAGUCAACUCUCUCUUAACGGACACCUCUAUAAGACGGACACCUCUGUAAAACGGACUAUAAGAUGGACACCUCUCUAACACGGACACUUAGUGCCCGUUCCAAAGGUGUCCGUCUUAGAGAGAGUUGACUGUAUUAUUUUAUUUACUGAUGCUAAGUUCUUUCCUCAGAUUUUCUUCUUUCAAGAGGCCAGAAAGUCCAUGUCUAUUGUCGUAGAUUUACAGCUCAUGAUUUUCCGAAAGUAAGUACCGUUAAUGUAAUGUCUUAGCCAGGCAUAUAUUUUUUUCAUAAGGCACACGCACCAAAAAAAUUCAAAUAUUUUUACUGAGGCAAUGGCCUUGGUUCUGCCACCUCUAUGGGCUUUAAUUGAAGUGAAUGAUGGAAUGUCAAAAUUGAUUGAGAUAGGGAUAUAAACCCAGAAGGCAAAGUUGUAAGUAGAAUACCCCUGUAAGAUUGUUUUGAAUAGACAGAAAAGAGACCAAGAAACUUGCAAAAAUUGAGUUGAUUUGAAAGCAUAAAUGAUAAAUUAAUUAUUACUCUCUUGUCCUAAAAUGAUCAUUGUGUAGCAUUUAAGCAGAGGUAAUCAGGGUAAUCAUUCAGAGCUGAGAUCAGGAAUUUCCCCCGUCUAUUACGAACGUGGCCCCUGGCUACUUUCAUAGGAAAACAAAAAAAAUAGAACCAAAAGAAAUCCCUAGCAGUUUGAUUUCCUACCUAAUUGUUGUAUUUACCUGGCAACUUUAAAUCUUAUCGACAUCCCUGAGGUAAUAUUUCUACAAAUUUCAUCAGAGAUCUGAUUGAGAGUUGUCAUUAUUCUCUAUUUUAAUUCAAUUUAUCUCAAAUUUAUCAUUUAAGGAUAAUGAAGCAACGAAAAGGUGGCUUCAUGAAAGGUUUGCGGAAAAAGACAGGUAAUUUUUAUGAACAGUCAUAUUUUUAUUUUUUACUGAAAAAUAUUUUGAAUGAAGCUCAAGUACAAUUUUUGUACAUGAAAUGAAGUUAACAGCAUCUAGAUACAUUGUCAGGACAACACUAUUAUCUUUUUUGUAGGCCUGUUAAACCAAAUGGCAUACAUAUUAUUCUCAGGACCACUUCUUUUGUCAAUAUCACACUAUUUAGAAAACAAAAUAUAAAUGCCAAAAGAAAACUUUUGUGGUGAUUUUUUUUACUAAAUAUCAAUAUUUGUCUUUACUUAUGAAUUAAUGUUUUUUUCUCAUUUAUUUUCUUCAUAAUAUUUUAUUAGUAAUACUGUUAAAAAUAUUGUUAUGUUUUUAAUUUUUUAUUAUUGUCACCCCCUUUAAUUAAGUAACACCUGCAAUAAUAUUAUUGUGAAGCACCUUAGUUAAGUGAAUAUAUAUGAAAUCAAUUUAAUGAAGGAAAUUUUUGUAAACAGAAUUCAUUGUUAUGUAAAUAACUCAAUUCUUUGCUACGAACUUACUUUUAAUUUUCCUUCAGGAUUCUCAACAAAUUUUACAGUGAAGGUGGUCAAAUGCCUGGUGUUCCACGAAGAAGGAGAUUGCCCUGGUUCAGAACUUUCCCAUCCUUUGUAAUUUUUAUGGCGGCUUUACUUCCUUUUCUAAUGACCAAGUGGGGACGAUCAGCUUACUGGAAAAUGUGGCUUGUAUCCAGCUUUGGAACAGUGUCUUACAUGAUGUUAUUGUUUGGGAAAGUGCAGCGUUGA